Messenger RNA from Thalassophryne amazonica, 2149 nucleotides. RefSeq names its product abhydrolase domain containing 8b (gene abhd8b). Lineage: Eukaryota; Metazoa; Chordata; Actinopteri; Batrachoidiformes; Batrachoididae. Bases 7 to 1473 code for a protein of 488 amino acids. The transcript has 4 exons. The record is from RefSeq and is a predicted model, not a curated record. Gene Ontology annotation, molecular function: catalytic activity.
GCAGCCAUGCUGACCAGUUUUAUAGAAGGUCUUCUCUGCUGCCUUACAUUAAAGUCAACCAAUAUAGUUGUUCCAAUAGAAACCUCAGAACCUGCUGAUGGCUACGAGUUUGUUGAGGUGAAGCCAGGCCGGGUUAUGCGAGUUCGACGUAUCAUCCCUGACCGACCACUGGUAGAAGAACCAACUGGACAGGGUGGCACUGUCAGCUGCAGACGAAAGAUCACAGUAUAUCGUAAUGGACAACUAUUUAUUGAGAACUUAAGCGACACAGCAAGCACAGAAAUAAACAAUGGCCAGAAUGGAGAUACGGAGCCGAACACCACUUUGGAAGUUGAACUGGCCGAUUGUGGCCACUCCUCGCCCCCUGUCAGUAUUCCUGAUGCAAAAUCUGACACUGGAACAGCAGAAAAAUAUGGGACAUCAGAAAGUGGAGCAGGAGGAGAAACACCUGCUGCUGAACAGACUGACAUGUCGCAGCAACCCAGGAAGCACAGGCGGAAGCCCAAACGCACUGUGGUGAUCGACUGCAAGAGGAACAUAUCAGCCUGUAAAGGGACACACACAGAUGUGGCGCUCUUCUUCAUUCACGGGGUGGGAGGCUCACUGGACAUCUGGGAAAGCCAAUUCGAUUUCUUUUCCCGGUUGGGCUAUGAGGUGAUUGCCACAGACUUGGUUGGACACGGAGCCAGUUCCACACCACAAAUACCUGCGGCAUACACUUUCUACGCCCUUGCUGAGGAUAUGCGACUUAUCUUCAAGCGAUAUGCACGCAAGAGGAACAUUCUCAUAGGACAUUCUUAUGGUGUGUCAUUUUGUACGUUCCUGGCCCACGAGUAUCCAGAACAGAUCCACAAGAUGGUUAUGAUCAAUGGAGGUGGCCCCACAGCUCUGGAGCCCAGUCUGUGUUCCAUCUUCAACCUGCCCACAUGUGUGUUGUACUGCCUCUCCCCGCUGCUCGCCUGGAGCUUUCUCCAGGCUGGUUUUGCUCAACAUGGCACCAAAGAGAAGCAGCUGCUAAAAGAGAAUAAUGCCUUCAACGUGUCGUCUUUUGUCCUGCGCUCCAUGAUGAGCGGUCAGUACUGGCCCGAGGGAGAUGAGGUCUACCACGCUGAGCUCACAGUGCCCGUCCUGCUGGUUCAUGGCAUGCAUGACAAGUUUGUCCCCAUUGAGGAGGAUCAACGCAUGGCAGAGAUCCUCUUUAUGGGCUUCCUGAAGGUCCUGAACGACGGCAGUCACAUGGUUAUGAUGGAAUGUCCUGACACUGUCAACACACUUUUGCAAGAAUUCUUCCUCUGGGAGCCCGCUACCCCUCUUCUUUCAAAGAAAGAGCCAAGAAUACGUCCAGAGACUGCCAAAGCACAAAGUGAUGUGAAGGUGACAUCUGAACCUGCCAAAGUCCAAGCUGAAACUGGCAAGCAAAGCUCGUCAAAUGGUUCUACCCAGGAAAAUUCAGACAGCAGAACUCGAAAGUGACUACGCUCACUGCACUUUGGCUCAACUUAAAACUGAGCAUCCUGUGGCUGAAGACAGUGUCACAUGUCACGUUAUGUUCUGUGUGUCCUCGUGAAGUCAGCUGGUUUGAGUGGCUGAACAAAUUCCCACUUUGUCCAAAUGGCUCAAGCUGAAGUUGGGACAUUACAGAAAACUGGAGCUGAGUUUCCUUCAGUUGUGUGGCUGCAAGGACACACAACCUGCAGCUUCGCAGAAUGUGUCAAGAACAGAAGGCUGAAGGUAGAAUGCCAGAGCUGAAGAUGAACAAGAUGAUGAUGACAAGAAUGAUGUAGGUGCCUUAUCUGUGUGAGACCAGCAAGACUGACAAUCAGCAGCUGUUACCAAAGUGUGGAUCAAUGAAAAGGUUUCACCUGUCACAGCAGAGGGUGAAAAGGUAGUGAUGUCCUUCUGGAAUGUGACUAUGUGCGUUUUUGUUUUCUUUACAUAGUCCCCUUCAAGGUCAACACAUUUCUGACAAUGGUGCUACAGUGCUGAGAUCACUUCAGAAUAGAAGUUCUCAUUCUGAUGGUUAAAAAGCCCCAAGUUGCUCCCGAUGCGAGCACUUUGACAACAGUGUAUGUUUGUGUGAAUGUGAGGCAUCACUGUAAAGCGUUUUGAGCAUGAAAGCGAGAUAUGAAUGUAGUCUAUUUACCAUAAU